AUGGACGACGUGGACGAUGGGAGCGAUGCCACGGCGCUCGCGACGCUCCUGGAGACGGUGGACGCGAUGCGGACGCGGGUGGAGGCGGAGAUGAUGGGGGCGGCGGAGGGGGUCUCGGACGCGCGCGCGCGGGCGAAGACGCUCGAAGAGACGUUGCGCGAACGCGAGGCGCGGUCGGUGGAAGAGAUCGCGUGCAUCGCGGAAAAUUGUGAUGCGGUGGCGAAGAAGGCGAAGGAGUUGUUCUCGAGUUGA
Molecule: messenger RNA, 252 nt
Organism: Ostreococcus tauri
Lineage: Eukaryota; Viridiplantae; Chlorophyta; Mamiellophyceae; Mamiellales; Bathycoccaceae
Product: unnamed product
Exons: 1
Coding region: 1-252 (83 amino acids)
Source: RefSeq, a predicted model, not a curated record